CAAUGACUAUCAAGCGAGGAAUAAUAUCUUCAAACAUGAUUUUGCAAAAACUGAUAAUGAUGAUCAUUAUAAUUGGAUUAUUCAUAAAUUCCGAGAUGAUCAAUGCCAAUAGAGUUAACGUUCAGGAAAUUAGGGAGGCAAGAAGUGGAAUUAAACUUGCUCCUCUUCCGAAUAGUAAUUCUAUGGAGGAAUUAAAAGCCUUCAGAGAGGAAAAUUAUAAAUUACUCAAGAUUUGGAAUCAAAAGAGAAAAUUGAGAAAUUCAAAGAGAGGAUUUUAUUCAUCAGAUGAUUUUCAAAUUAGACAUGUUCAUUUGGCAUAUACUCAACAACCAAAUGAAUUAGUAGUUCAAUUUCAUACAUUUUCCUAUCAUGAUAAAUUGGGAAAACCACUGGUGAGGAUUGGAAAGUCAGUCAAUCAAUUAAAUGCUGUCUAUCAUGUUGGUGCUGUCACAACUGGAUACGGAGAUACCAAUCAUACAGGAUUUGAUCAUGCAAUUUUGAUGAAUAAUUUGGAAUUUGAUACUACCUAUCAUUAUCAAGUUGGGUUGGGAGUUGUGUCACCAAAUGGUGUUCCACUCUUUACUGUCCAAUCACCAGUCUAUAAUUUUACUACAAGAAGUGAAGAUCCAGAUGAAAUUACUCUUCUCUCCUUUGCUGAUAUGGGUGUUGUUUUUUCACCGCUCAAUGUUAAGAGAAUUCAGCAAAGAGUUAGAGAACAUGCUGGUAAUGGAAACUUUUUCAUUUGGCAUGCAGGUGAUAUUUCUUAUGCUGAUUUUUACUUUGGGUUCAUGUACCAAUUUAUUUGGAAUUUAUGGUUUGAGUACAUGGAAGAAAUCAUGCCUUAUGUUCCUUACAUGGUUUCAGUUGGUAAUCAUGAAUAUCAACCACGUCAUCCUGAUGUAGGUCAAGAGUACGAGUUUAAUUUUGCCGCAUUUAAUCACAAGUUUUGGAUGCCUUUGCGUAAUGAUUCUAGUUAUGGACACAAUAUGUGGUAUCAUUUUGAUUUUGGUCCAGUAAGAUUUGUCUCUCUCGAUACAGAAACCAAUUUUAAACAUGCGCCAUUUCCUCCAGUUUUCAAUGGAGAUCACGUCUCUUAUAUAACCAAUUCCUUAAAAUCUACUAAUAAGGACCAGACACCUUUUGUAAUGGUAAUUGGUCAUAGACCUAUUUAUUCUGCUGUUCACGACUUUAGUGAUGCAAGUGGAAAUGUUAUUGGUCAAUCAAAGGUUUAUCAAAAGUUGUGGGAAGAAUUGUUCCGUGAGACAACCGACUUGUUUAUGGCUGGUCACGUACAUGCUUACGAGAGACAAUAUCCAGUCUUUAAUCAGACAAUAUAUCCCAUGCCUGAUCCUCAACAUUUAGUCUCACCUAAUGUUACCAUUCACAUUAUUAAUGGAAGUGGUGGAUGCUUGGAAGGUUUGGAAGAGACUCAAUGGUACAAUAAGAAUAUUCCUUGGAAUUACAAAAUGUUUAAUGGUGAUGAAGGAUAUGCAAUCUUAAAAGUCCAGAGAAAUAGACAAACCAGGCAAGUCACAGCAGAGUGGAAAUUUCACACAGCCACUGAACAACAGGUGAUUGAUUCGUUUACUUUGGUCAAAAAAUAUUAAACCAUUUUUGAAAUUUUGUAUU
Molecule: messenger RNA, 1629 nt
Organism: Naegleria gruberi
Lineage: Eukaryota; Heterolobosea; Eutetramitea; Acrasida; Naegleriidae
Exons: 5
Coding region: 3-1607 (534 amino acids)
Molecular function (GO): acid phosphatase activity; metal ion binding
Source: RefSeq, a predicted model, not a curated record